Ogataea parapolymorpha DL-1 is the source of this 1371-nucleotide messenger RNA. RefSeq names its product putative transporter. Lineage: Eukaryota; Fungi; Ascomycota; Pichiomycetes; Pichiales; Pichiaceae. Gene Ontology annotation, biological process: intracellular calcium ion homeostasis. Bases 1 to 1371 code for a protein of 456 amino acids. The transcript has a single exon. The record is from RefSeq and is a predicted model, not a curated record. Gene Ontology annotation, cellular component: endoplasmic reticulum membrane. Gene Ontology annotation, molecular function: enzyme regulator activity.
AUGUCGGAAUCUUUACGAGGCCCCACUCAGUCCCUCAACUCCCUCGAGCCUCUGCUCGUGGAACCUCAAAAAAACCAGAGACAGCCCCGUGGUAGCUUUGGUGCAUCGCAAGAUAUUCGCAGCAUGCGCAGCAUGCACCAGUACUCGUUUUCGUAUGUGAAAAUUGUGUUUGUGGUCGCGCUUUUUAUCACCUCGUUGAUCGCGUUCGUGACGCAGACAGAAACCACCGCUUAUUUAUACAACGAGCUGAAAUUCGGAGAACCGAUCUUGCUGUUGCUUAUAACACAUGGGUCCUGGUGGAUCCUGUGGCCCCUACAAUUUACAGGCAUCGCCACAUAUAAGACAUUCAGACGGUAUUUGCGUCAUAAACACGGCUACCAAGACGCCAACGGUAAGCAUUGGAAAGGCAUUAGACGCGCCUUUGCUAGCUCUGUGAAGACCCAGCACAAGAACAUUUUUCACAGCGCAGAGCUGACAAUCAGGGCCAACCAAAAGGGAUACGAAAAGGAGUUCGGACCUCAUAGUUUCAAGCGAUUCUCACAGUUCUUCAAGAGCCAGGCUAUAAAGUAUAUUUUCAAAUCUACCUUGGCCCUCUCUGUCAUCUUAAACGCGGCGGGAAUUACUUGGUACAUUUCUAUGGGGAUGUCCACCGGUUCAGACGUGACUGCCAUUUACAACUGCAGCGCUUUCACAGCGUACAUGUUUGCCAUACCUAUCUUAGGAGAAAAAUUCUCUCUCAUAAAGCUGGGCUCGGUGGUGCUGGCCAUUGCCGGAGUCAUGGUUGUUGCAUAUUCGGGGAAGGACCAGGAUGCCGGAAACUACCCACAUAGACUCCAGGGAGACAUCAUAAUUCUUAUUGGCGCCAUUCUCUACGGCCUGUACGAGGUUAUGUACAAGAAGAAAUGCUGUCCUCCGUCUAGCGAGGUCAGCGCCAGAAGACAGGCCACCUUCUCAAACUUUACAAUGUGCCUCAUAGGAAUCAGCACCAUCAUAGUGGUCAUUGUUCCAGUCGCCAUAGUGCAGCUUCUGGGAUGGCACAGGUUCGAGUUCCCUGCCUCAAAAGCCCAAUGGUUGUACAUUUUCCUGUCGACCAUCUCGAAUCUCAUUUUCAGCGUCUCAUUUCUUGCACUUAUGGCGCUGACAUCGCCGGUGUUCUCAUCGGUUGCGUCUCUGGUUACCAUCCUGCUCGUUGGAGUAGUGGAGUGGCUCCUCUGGGGAAUCGAAAUCAGUUUUCCGCAGAUGCUGGGUUACCUGCUUGUGGUGGGCGGAUUCGGACUGCUUACGUAUGCAUCAUGGAACGAGAUCAGUGAAGAGGACACCGCUGACGAGCUCAUCGACACGGACACCGAGUCUGUGAUGAGUACUAGCUGA